UGCUCCGCAUGCUACGAUAUUAAAGUGAACAUAUAUACAUAUAUAUAUAUACAAAAACAAUGCAGCUAUUAUUUGUCGUGGUGGCCACGGUCGCGAUUUGCGGCUUUGCUCAUGCGCAACAGGGCGUCGAUCCCGCCUAUUUGCGUCAAUAUUAUCAACAAUUGCAACAGCAACAAGCCCGUCCAGAUGAUGGCACACCCAUCUAUGAGCAGAAUUCGGAGCAGACACAACAAUAUGUGAAUGCAGGACAACAGAUUCGUCUCAAGGAUACAGUGCAAGAACAGAUACGUGCCCAACAGCAGCAGCAGCAACAACAGGGCUAUGUGGCUCCCGCAGUCAGAGAUUAUCUACAGCAGCCACAGUAUCAAUCACAGCCCCAGCAAACUGUCUAUCGUCAGCCUGUACACGCUGCUCCUGCUCCGCCACCAAGACGUGUCCAGCCUCAAUAUCAAUCAUCGUCCUCGUCUCUGUUGGGCAAAGGACAACACAAAUUGCAGUCGCUUCAUCAUCAGCAGCAGCAGCAGCAACAAGAGGAGGAGGAGCAAUACGAUGAUGCAAACUCCUCAUACCAGUUUGGCUUCGAUGUGAAAGACGACGAGUUCACCAACUAUCAGAAUCGCAAGGAAGUCCGUGAUGGUUCUGUCAUUAAGGGCAGCUAUUCGGUGGUCGAUUCCGAUGGCUUCAUACGCACCGUAAAGUACACGGCCGAUCCCAAGGAGGGUUUCAAGGCGGAGGUUAUUCGCGAACCAACCGACAUUGUUGUCAAAAUACCAACACCACCACCACCAACGCAAUUGUUACGUGCCGGUGGGCAUAAGGUGCAAUCGGAAUAUAGUUCCGGCAAACAGCAAUAUCAACAGCAGCAGCAGCAGCAGCAACCGCAGUAUCAUCAAUACCAGUGAGAGACACAAUAUUGGCUCUGAGAUCAGAUCUAAGGAGAUUUACUCUGAUUACUUCUUUUGAAAGUUCCGCAAAGUCCAUGUAGUUUGUAAAUACGCCAAUUACGAAGGGGCAGAGAAAUUAUAAUAUUAUUAUUAUAUAUCUUAUAUAUACAUAACACACACAUAUAUCAUCUGCAUCUGCAUCUACAUCAUUUAGUUUAUAGCCUAAAAGCGAAUUUACAUAUUCCCCCUACAAAAAAAUAUCUCCCCUCGCAGAGACACAUUCGAUCAUCGUGAACAAAUUGUACGACAUUCUUUUUUAGAAUAUUGAAUUAAAUUGUGUUUUUUUUUAUAUAAAUUU
This is a messenger RNA of Drosophila willistoni, 1242 nucleotides long. RefSeq lists its product as uncharacterized. The transcript is spliced from 3 exons. The record is from RefSeq and is a predicted model, not a curated record. Gene Ontology annotation, cellular component: extracellular matrix. NCBI's taxonomy places the organism in Eukaryota, Metazoa, Arthropoda, Insecta, Diptera, Drosophilidae. The coding region runs from base 60 to 902 and encodes 280 amino acids.